This is a messenger RNA of Salvia hispanica, 1420 nucleotides long. RefSeq names its product GDSL esterase/lipase At3g26430-like. Gene Ontology annotation, molecular function: hydrolase activity, acting on ester bonds. The record is from RefSeq and is a predicted model, not a curated record. Lineage: Eukaryota; Viridiplantae; Streptophyta; Magnoliopsida; Lamiales; Lamiaceae.
CAAUAAUUGACAUACUAAAAAGUCCCCUCAUAAGACUACCUCAUAUUUCAUGGAGUUCAAGGUUUCCACACUGCAUUUCCUGCUCAUAGCUCAGAUACUGAACCCAAGUUCAGCUCUUGGCUCAAACACCUGCAAAUUCCCAGCCAUCUUCAACUUUGGCGACUCGAAUUCUGACACCGGUGGCUUCUCUGCAGCAUUUGGCCAAGUUCCUCCUCCCUAUGGGGAGACAUUCUUCCACGCCCCGGCUGGCCGCUACAGCGAUGGCCGUCUCAUCAUUGAUUUUAUAGCUCAGAGCCUAAGACUGCCUUAUCUCAGCGCUUUUCUUGAUUCUGUUGGCUCAAACUUCAGCCAUGGAGCUAACUAUGCAACUGCUACUGCAACCAUAAGGCCUCAAAACUUAUCCCUUUUCAGUGGAGGGUACAGCCCGAUCUCCCUCGAUGUGCAGCAGGUCGAGCACUCGGAUUUCAUGACAAGAUCACAAGUUGUUAGAGAAAAAGGGUUCUUCCACAGCUUGUUGCCGGAGAGGGGCUACUUCUCCCGGGCUUUGUACACGUUCGACAUAGGCCAGAACGACAUAACCGCCGCCUAUGAUCUCGGCUUGACCACAGAGGAAGUCAAGGCACAAGUUCCUGAUAUGAUAGGACAGUUCUCCUCUGCCAUUAAGAAAAUAUACAGUUUAGGAGGGAGAACAUUUUGGAUACACAACACAGGACCAUUAGGCUGUUUGACCUAUGUUAUUGAUGCUCAAGCAGCUACUACACCGGAGGUUGAUAGAUAUGGUUGUUUGAUCCCUUUCAACGAGGCUUCGCAGCAUUUCAAUGUGAAACUACACAAAGCCGUGUUGCAGCUGAGGGAGGAGCUCCCUCUUGCUGCAAUCACAUAUGUUGAUAUCUACUCAGCCAAGUAUGCUCUCAUAAGCCAGGCAAAGAAACUAGGAUUUGAGGAUCCAUUCCGAGUCUGCUGUGGCUAUGGAGGGAAAUACAACUACAGCAGGUUUUCUAGGUGUGGGGACAAGACAGUAAUGAACGGGACAGAGUUCGUUCUUGCCAAGUCGUGCAAGGAUCCAUCUGUUUGGAUCAACUGGGACGGUGUUCACUUCACCGAGGCAGCCAAUAAGUGGAUCUUUGAUCAGAUUACAAAUGGCUCGUUUUCAGAUCCUCCGGUUUCACUUGAAUUCGCGUGUAACAGAAGCAGCUGAAGAUGGCAUUAGCCCUUCAUACAGUUCCAUUGAUCUCAUGAGUUGUUGAAUGCUAGGCAUUUGUUAGUGUAUUAGAGUUGUAAUUUACGGAGUUUUAUAGUAGCAACUUUGCAUCGCACUGCUGUACGCACUCUUUUCUUCCGUUUCAGAGUGUUCCAUUUUUCAGUUCAAAAUGACAGUGAAUCAUCAAAACCAUAAGUGAAUUAUCUUCUUAAAAAGUCA